Messenger RNA from Salvia miltiorrhiza (redroot sage), 597 nucleotides. RefSeq lists its product as uncharacterized. The record is from RefSeq and is a predicted model, not a curated record. The coding region runs from base 1 to 597 and encodes 198 amino acids. Lineage: Eukaryota; Viridiplantae; Streptophyta; Magnoliopsida; Lamiales; Lamiaceae. The transcript has a single exon.
AUGGCGGUCCAAGUCUUCCCCGACGGCCCCAGCAGCCCUCGGAUCUCAUUCUCCCAUGAUCUUCGGAACGACGACGUCGUUCCUGUCGAGCACUACCCCCGCUCGCCUUCCUCCGGCAUCGACUUCGAUUUCUGCGUUUUCCGCGAGAGUUUCGACCAUGAAUCCUCCUCUGCCGACGAGCUCUUCUUCGACGGCAAAAUCCUCCCCAUCCAGAUCAAGAAACGAUUAUCACCGCCGCUUCUCAGAUCGGCGCCUCCUCCGCCCCCGCCGGCCGUUUCAGAGAAGCUGAAUCAGAGGCCGUCGUCGUUCUGGGGGUUCAAGCGGAGCGCGAGCUGGAACUGCGGCAGCGGCUAUGCGAGGACGUUGUGCCCGCUGCCGCUCCUGUCGCGGAGCAACUCCACCGGCUCCACGGCUAGCGUCAAGCGCUCGCCCAAGCAGAAUUCAAGCAACUACCAUAAGCCGCCGCUAAAGAAGGGUUCGUAUAACGGCGCCGUCAAAAUUAACCCGAUUUUGAACGUUCCAUCUGCGAAUCUGUUUGGGUUGGGUUCGAUAUUUUCCAGGGAUAAGGGUAAGAAGAAGGGAUUAUUUUUCAUUUAG